AUGACCGGCCUUGGGGUUCUUGGAAAGUCAAACCAGAGCCCAGAAGCCGAAAGCCAAGUUGCCGGGCGCCGGAACGCUGGGAUGGCCCCAUUGGGCACUUCGGAGGGCCGAAGAGGAUUUCUCGGAACGACGAGAAUCGGCACUGGGGCCGUACUGGGGCCGUACUGGGGCCCAUACUACCUCCACCGCCGGGGGGCAUCGGGUGCGCAAUGGGUCGACUUGGCGAGGACCGCCGGCUCUGAAGGCGCCGUAACUUUCCUCGCUCUUCCGCCUUCCAUGAACCUUCGGCCACAUCCACCCAAAACUCUCAUUCUGCAUCUGCUCAUCAUGGCUCUUCACGGCCGCGAGUGA
Messenger RNA from Colletotrichum higginsianum IMI 349063, 351 nucleotides. RefSeq lists its product as uncharacterized. The transcript has a single exon. The coding region runs from base 1 to 351 and encodes 116 amino acids. Lineage: Eukaryota; Fungi; Ascomycota; Sordariomycetes; Glomerellales; Glomerellaceae. The record is from RefSeq and is a predicted model, not a curated record.